Messenger RNA from Marasmius oreades (fairy-ring Marasmius), 1364 nucleotides. RefSeq lists its product as uncharacterized. The transcript is spliced from 12 exons. Bases 1 to 756 code for a protein of 251 amino acids. The record is from RefSeq and is a predicted model, not a curated record. Lineage: Eukaryota; Fungi; Basidiomycota; Agaricomycetes; Agaricales; Marasmiaceae.
AUGGUUGAUAUACACCCAGACGUGGACGCGUUCGAGACAAUUCCAGACGAAUUAUUCGUCCGUUUUAUCCAAGUUGCCGCAGGAGCAAUUUUCGCCUACGACGUUCUUCUCAAUUUAGAUGUCGAAAUCGAUUACGUAUGGGCAGCCCUCAAUCCUCGAAAACGGCCGAUGAAAAGAGCGACCGUGUUGAACUUGAUAUACCUUGUACAAAGGUAUCUACCGUUGUGGGAUCGGAUUAUCCUGGACACGUACUAUAUUCUGGGCCCGUCCGACACAGAAUCAUGUGCGACUAUUUAUAAGAUGAGUGCAUGGAGUACGAUUAUAGGGAUCCACCUUUCGGAAUACAUCCUUGCAAUGCGCAUAUGGGCUGUUUGGCUGAAUAUACCUUCCGUUCUGGUUGUGUUGGUCGCAUUGGCGCUGCCAUGUUCGAUUCCUUCGCUAGUCUUCUUUGUGAAAUUCGUAGGAGGAAUUCAAUGCCCUGAAUUCCAUAUGCCCGGGACGUUACAAUUUCGCGGAUGUUUUUGUUCAACGGAGAACAAGGACCUCUACAAGAGUUGGAUCAUGUUAAUGGUCUUUGAUACCGUUGGUUUCAUCCUGAUGGCUAUACCUGGGUUUACAGCCUAUCGGGGAGGUGGUAGAUCAAAUCUCGUGAAGGUCGUUUACCGGGAUGGGGUCAUGUACUACGCGGCACUCUUCACGGCAUCGUUGAUCAAUGUUGUAUUCAUUCUCCAACUCCCGGUGACUCGCGUUAGUUAAAAGAGUUAUACUGUCCAUCUAAUUCCUCUGCUCCUGGUUUCGUGCUCAACAGUCCAGUUUCGUAAUCAUAGUCUCUCCCCUUGAACGGGUCCUCCACUCCGUUAUCGCCAGUCAUGUAGUUCUUCAUAUACGAAGAGUAGCUUCUCAGGGCUAUAUCGAGAAUGGGGACGCGUUGAACGGGGCGACGACGGAAGAGUCCAUCACCGAGGACACCGAGAUCUGGUUCACUUCAAACGUGUUGCCGUCUCACACCGACCAGGGAACAGAAGGUGACCUUGAUGGCAACGCCAGUCAUCGAUAAACUGGUUAUUCCUUUCUUAUUCCGAUGAGUUUUCCUCCUCUACCAUCAGAUAUUCGAGUCAUGACUUUUGCUAUACCAUUCUUGGGACACUUUUACUCCUAGUUCUGAUCUUCGGUUCACUGCCCGUCUUUUCAAUUCUCCCGUUGUCCCGUUGUCCCGUUGCCAUCAGUUUCGUCAAACUGAGGAUUAGUCUUGAUUGCAUUGAAUUGUUACUCCGUAUGGACUCGUGCUUCUGCACACCGAACUCUCACUGUCUCGUUUUUUGCUUCUCCCGUGAGACCGCAGUGCAGGCAUCGCUAUCUUGCUC